Molecule: messenger RNA, 1811 nt
Organism: Anthonomus grandis grandis
Lineage: Eukaryota; Metazoa; Arthropoda; Insecta; Coleoptera; Curculionidae
Product: putative inorganic phosphate cotransporter
Exons: 10
Coding region: 251-1645 (464 amino acids)
Biological process (GO): transmembrane transport; monoatomic anion transport
Cellular component (GO): plasma membrane
Molecular function (GO): transmembrane transporter activity
Source: RefSeq, a predicted model, not a curated record
UCAUGAUACUUUCACUUAAUGUAAUUGUUUAAUAUAACCCGAGUUUAGUAGCGAUAAAGCCACUGACUAACUAUAGUUCUGCAGUAAAAUCAGGAAAAUUUAGUGCGUUCACACUUAAUAUAUAAUUUAUUUUUUAUCAAUCCGGUGCUUACUUGGUUACAAAAUCAAUAAUUGUGUUUGUUUGUCAUGCUGGCAGAAUCUGACUUGACUUUCAAAGAGGUGACAACGAAAUAUACGAGCGAACUUUACAAUGUUUAGGCGAUACAAGUACCAGCCGCUUGGCGAUAAUUACAUCCCAACUAUCGGAAUCAGGCACCUACAAAUCCUAGUAUUAUUUUUGUUAACCUUUAUCGCAUAUGGAAUACGGGUGACACUAUCUGUAGCUAUUGUAGCUAUGACUGACCCAACUGCCAGUGUUAAUCCACAAGUUCCUACCUACCCAGAAUGGCAUGACAAGAGUAUAGUAUUGUCAGCAUUUUUUUGGGGAUAUAUAAUCCCUCAAGUGGGCGCGGGAUAUUUAUCUGGUCGAUUUGGUGCUAAAUAUUUUCUGCUUGGCGCCAUGGCAGCUUGCGGCUCUUUAUGCUUAUUUGUGCCCCUAAUGGCCGCCCAUUUCGGCUCUAAAGGGGUUAUGAUAAAUCGAGCUUUGCAAGGAUUAAGUCAAGGUUUCAUUUUCCCAAGUGUUCACCAAACUUUAAGCCGGUGGGUUCCCCCUGACGAGCGUUCCAGAUUGGGCACAAUAGUUUAUGCAGCUGGUCCGUUUGGUACGGUAGUAGCUAUGUUGAUAACAGGGAUAAUAUCUGCAAGUAGCUAUGGCUGGCCCAUGGUGUUUUAUCUCUAUGGAGGGCUUUCACUUGGCUGGGCACUGUUAUGUUUAAUAUUCACACAUAAUAGUCCAGGAGUACAUCCUAGAAUAAGUGAGGCUGAACGAUACUAUAUUGAACACAGCUUGGGAGAGACUGAAGAGAAAAGUAAUGAAAACCGCCGAAUACCAUGGAAGUCUAUUGCAACCUCUUUGCCGAUGUGGGCAAUAUUAAUUAGUCACUGUGGACAAAAUUGGGGAUUCUGGACUUUAAUGACUGAAAUACCAAAUUAUAUGGCCCACGUGAUGAAUUUCCAUAUAAAAUCGAAUAGUGUCUUAUCAGCUCUACCAUAUUUCGUCCUUUGGGUCCUUAGUUUUGCCAUGAGCUUCUUUUCAGAUUAUCUAAUCGUACAGCGAAUACUAAGUAUUACAAAUUGUAGAAAAUUAUUUAAUUCGAUUGGACUAAUUAUUCCUGCCAUUGCCCUAAUAUUCCUAGGGAUAACUCCAGCUGAUCAGCCUAACAGGGCAGUAGCUCUACUAGUGAUAGCAGUAGGCUUAAAUGCUGGCAUUUUUUGCGGAUUUAAUGUAAACCAUGUGGACAUAUCUCCAAGAAAUGCUGGAAUCCUAAUGGGGAUUACGAACUGUAUUUCGAAUAUAACUGGGAUUUUGGCGCCGCUAUUUGUGCAAUUCAUUGUAACGGACGAGCAAGAUCCGAACCUAUGGAAAAUAGUAUUUUUCCUGACUGCUAUUAUAUACGUUGUAUCGGAUAUAUUUUAUGUCAUAUUUGGUUCCGGGGAGGUUCAGAAAUGGAACGACACAGAGGAUAAAACUAACAAGGAGCCUUAACGCCAGACAGAAGACUAAUAAAUUUAUUUGCAGCCUGUGAUAAAAAACUAUACCUAUAAUAAAUUUUAUUCAGAAAUAAAGUUACAUGUAUUUUUUUAAUUAAAUUUUAUUAUGUAUGUACAAUUGUAAUACGAAUGCAAUUUUUUUAAUAUAUAUGUAAAAUCAA